This is a messenger RNA of Strongylocentrotus purpuratus (purple sea urchin), 1541 nucleotides long. RefSeq lists its product as uncharacterized. Gene Ontology annotation, molecular function: protein binding. NCBI's taxonomy places the organism in Eukaryota, Metazoa, Echinodermata, Echinoidea, Camarodonta, Strongylocentrotidae. The record is from RefSeq and is a predicted model, not a curated record. Bases 127 to 756 code for a protein of 209 amino acids. The transcript is spliced from 5 exons.
UUAGUCUAUCUGAAUCUGUGCGGGAGGGAACCUGCACAUCCACUAGUUAAGAAGGAUUUUGCUUUGCAGACAAGGACAGAGGUAGCAAAUUUAGGAGACAGCUUUUGCAAGACUAUCUGAUCCAAGAUGGCGUUCAAAAUUCUGGCCUUCGCAAUGUUGGCUACAAUCAGCUUCCCGGCUUCAAUAAGAGGAUACAAUUUAGCUGAUUUGAUGUGCUCGGAAUGUGAUUGCAGCCCCCCGCAAAUCAGGCCUAUUCUCUUUGAGAACGGUGUUGCGAUGGACACCCAACCGAUCGAAACGUCUGUGCUCAUCCCAGUCUACCAGACCGUUGGCUCCUAUCAAUCAGUCUGCUACUGUCUGUGCGGGAAAAAGCUGGGAGAACCGUGCAACGAUCGCUACGACUGUCAGGAAGGCUUGUUUUGUACGGACCGUUUUCACAAGGACGCGCAAGGCAAAUGCCGAGGAAAAUGCGGUAAGGAUCCCUAUUUCAAGGAAUGCAAGCUGUACGAACGCUGCGUGCUGACUCGGGACGGUUCCCCGAGCUGUGAGAGAAUGGUGAAACAUUGUAAAGAAAAUCUCUACUUUCCCGUCUGUGCAACCAACGGGGAACGCAACGUGACGUUUACCAACAGGUGUUUCAUGGAGCUUCAUAACAUCGAACUUCGAGACACAGACGUGACCGAAUACAGGCAUCAAACAAAAGGAGCUUGUCCAGGAGAUGCUGGGAGAUUCAUCAUGGGAGCCCCGGCUACUUAAACGGUGAACGUUCGGCAUGAUCUAGGAAACAGGGACUUUUAGAUUCGCACAAAGACAAUGGGGAUUGCUACGAUCGACGUCCUUUUAAUGCACUGCCUUGAAUGGACGUCACACGUAUCAGUCCACGCAAAUCUAAAAGUCCCUAAUAAUGUCUGCUCAUCGACGAAGCAGCUAUUCUUCAUAAAUUUUCCCCACUUUUCUAUAACGCUAAAAUUGUCCUCUCAUCACAAAAACGCGACAACUCGAAAUGAACCAGUUUUAUUUUUGUUUUAAGAUUACUAGUCUGGGUGUUAUUCUAAAUAUUAUGUUAUAUUUAUUUUUUAGCACACACAAUUUGCCAUAACAAAUCUAAACUCAUGACCAGUGACUAAGCGUGCGCCCGUCGAUUGAGGGCGCACUGUAACGUUACAAAAAAGAAAAAAAAAGAAAAAAGGAAGCUCCUUAUUAAAUGAAGGGUUCGGGAUGUUAUUCAGAUUCCAGAAGUAUUCUGUUCUCGUUUUUUUUCACUUGUUCUCUUUCUUCUUCACACGUUUCUCUUUAUUUUCCUUAUUUUGUAGUUGUAAUGAUUUUCAGUUUGUGCCAUGUCAAUUCAUAUUAUCACUAAAAUAAAAGAUAUGAUGAUUUUCAGAAUACCACCCUACAGGCAUAAUACAUACAUCUCAUUCUAUUAAAGGACUCAUUGUAAAAUAGUUUAAUGUAUGGGAACACGAAUGGAUUGAAAUAGUCGUAUUCAACUAAAACCUGUAGAUCUUUAUUGUAAAUCGGUUAGAAAUUGAAAUUAUAAU